AGCAGCUCGAAAAGAAUGGCCGAGGACUGGGACCUUUACGCCAUCGUGAGGAGCUGUACGUCGGCCGCCGCCAAUAGCAGCAGAGACGCGGCAGUGGAAAGCAACAACAACAACAAUGAGAAUUGCGGCAGUUUUCGUGAGGAUCCUCUGGCCUGCUUGGCGUCGUUGACGUUUGAGGAAGAAGACGAUCCGUUUACAUUUAAAAGUGGUUCGUUGCAUGAUUCUUACAAACCCUUUUUGCCGAACGUCGACCCCACCACUAUAAUCGCCACUAAUCGAGGCAUAGAUCCAUGUUCUUCGAGUUCUGUCCAUGGACAACUUAAUCAGUAUCAUGAACAGCCCACAACCACCUCCACCGCUGCUGCAGUUGGAAUUGGCUCCCUGUUGACUCUCAGUUCCCCUAGUAUUCUAGCUUUCAGCGGUUUCCGAAAUCAGCAACAAUUCCCACAGUCGGAGCAGCAGCAGCUUCAACAACGAGUUCAACCACCGGCUCAGAAUCCAAGAUCAAGAAAGAGGAAGAACCAGUUGAAGAGAAACGUAUGCCAUGUAAAAGCAUAUAACUUGUCAUCGGAUCCUUGGGCAUGGCGUAAAUACGGGCAGAAACCCAUCAAAGGCUCUCCUUAUCCAAGGAACUACUACAGGUGCAGCAGUUCAAAAGGGUGUUCAGCGAGGAAACAAGUGGAGCGUAGCAAUACGGAUCCCAACAUCUUUAUCGUAACAUACACCGGCGAACACACGCACCCUAAGCCGACUCAUCGGAAUUCUCUUGCCGGAAGCACUCGAAACAAGGUUUCAACUCCAACUGUUCAAAAGGCCGCCAUCGUCAAAGAUUCCGCUGUUGAAACUAUGCCUAUCACCACUCCUUGCUCCUCUCCUCGCUCCGGCAACAACCUAUCCCCCAUAUCUCCCACGACCCCACUUUCGGCACCUGAAGAAGCCGCCGCAUCUCUGCAAAACGCCGGCGAAGAUGAAAGCGUCGACAUGGCUUUUGAAACGACACUGGGUGGGGAAAGCAACGACGAGGUUGAUCUUUUGAUCCCCAACGUGCAUGUAGAUGAAGAUCUUUUUAAAGGGUUUGAAGAACUUGUUGGAAGUGGUAGUGGUAGAGUAGGACGAAGCCCGAACUUUGGUGAUAACUUCUCAUCUUGGAGUUCCGUUCACUCUGCUGCAACCGGCGCCGCCGCCAGCGGUGGCUGUUAGAAAUUUUUUAUAUCUAUUAUUGUCAUUUUUUUGUAUACUACGUAAUAUAUUUUUUGGGGAGAGGGUUGGGUACAAA
Molecule: messenger RNA, 1276 nt
Organism: Hibiscus syriacus
Lineage: Eukaryota; Viridiplantae; Streptophyta; Magnoliopsida; Malvales; Malvaceae
Product: probable WRKY transcription factor 27
Exons: 3
Coding region: 16-1200 (394 amino acids)
Biological process (GO): regulation of DNA-templated transcription
Cellular component (GO): nucleus
Molecular function (GO): DNA-binding transcription factor activity; transcription cis-regulatory region binding
Source: RefSeq, a predicted model, not a curated record